Messenger RNA from Eutrema salsugineum, 1150 nucleotides. RefSeq names its product S-(+)-linalool synthase, chloroplastic. NCBI's taxonomy places the organism in Eukaryota, Viridiplantae, Streptophyta, Magnoliopsida, Brassicales, Brassicaceae. The record is from RefSeq and is a predicted model, not a curated record. Gene Ontology annotation, molecular function: terpene synthase activity.
AUGUCUCGUAGAGGAUUUCGUUGCUCCCAUGGAUGUUUACUCGGACUGAAUAUCCAGAAGGUCAAGAAUAUACUAAUUCCAAACCAAGAUGAUCCAUUUGAGAGCUUAGAGAUGAUUGAUAACCAAGAUGAUCCAUUCGAGAGCUUAAGAUGAGACAUCAAUCUCCAUUUUCAACACGAGAUCAAUCAGAUCUUUCACAUGGCUUACAAAGAAUGCAUAAAUCAAUGAAUUGAAUACUAUGGACGAGAUCUCCAUGAGGUCGUGCAUUGCUUUCGAUUGCUGAGGCAAGAAGGUUACAAUAACCAAGAAAAAAAGAAGAGUGGAAUCAAAGACGGCCUACAAAAUGAUGGGAAGGGUCAUAUAUCGUAUGAAGCUUUUGAGCUCGGUGUAGAAGGUGAAGAAAUACUCGAUAGUGUGAGAGAAUUCACAUUUACUUGUCUUAAUGAACUUUGCUCGGGUUGAGAAAGGCAUCAAAAGGAGUUUAUAAUGAGUUCUUUGAGGCAUACUUGCCACAAAACCUUAGGAAGAUUAAAGUCCAAGAGGCCAUAAAUUAUAAGUAUGCAUGAUCAAAUCACGGGUCAAGAAGAUAAUAAGUGGUUACAAACUCUAUUACUAGUGGCUGAGGUCGAUUGCAUUAUCUUAAAGUCACUACUAUAGGAAGAAAUAUCUCAAAUAAUCAAGUAAAGUCAAGAAUGAUACACCCUAAAGUCGAUAUAUAAGUGAAUUCGGUAGAAGACUUUUUAUAGGUUUUUGAUUUCUCAGCGAUGACAUUUCGAUGUCUAUGGGGAGCUAGAAGAACUAAUUAUCUUCACGAAAUAACGAAAACUUGUUGAGAAAUAGAUCAUGAGGGGCUUUGAGACGCUACCGAGAUAUAUGAAGGUUUGCUUUGAAGCUUUAGAAUCACAUGGUUGGAACCUAACACACUUCGAAUGGGCAAGUUUGUGUAAAACAUUAUUGGUAAAAGCAAAAUGGUUAAAUUUGGUGAGUAUAUAUGUUCAUUUAGUGAUACUCCAUGACUACUUCUUGUUGGCUGAAGAACUAAAUAAAAAAAAUAAACUCGAACUAAUUGAGAAUCACCUUAGGACUGUAUAAUCUGCAGCUACAUUGCAAGAACAGUUAAUAUUACAAGAACUUUUGAUCUGAGUAAACA